Habropoda laboriosa is the source of this 1302-nucleotide messenger RNA. RefSeq names its product J domain-containing protein (gene jdp). The record is from RefSeq and is a predicted model, not a curated record. Gene Ontology annotation, cellular component: cytoplasm. The coding region runs from base 593 to 1120 and encodes 175 amino acids. The transcript has 5 exons. NCBI's taxonomy places the organism in Eukaryota, Metazoa, Arthropoda, Insecta, Hymenoptera, Apidae.
CAAAACUCACAAGGUAAAAAAGGAGAAUCAAGAGGAAACGGAUCGUUUCGAUCUUCCGUUGCGUGACAGAUUUCUUGAAACGCGGUGAUUAACUUCUCCAGUGUGUUUGUGCGUGUGGAAAAGGAAGGAAACAGCGUUGGAAAAUCGUCAGAUAGUAAAAGGAGGACCCGGUUCAGAGUGCGCAGGAGCUUCCUAGAAGGGAGGGGGUAGACUGACGAUCGACGGAAUCGCGAGCGAGGGGAAUAGUGUCGGCGCGUGUGGCGCGCAGGCGCGAGGGAUUCCCCGGGAAUCGGGUCUUUCCGGGUCUCCGACACGGUUCUCCCUCGUUCGGCUCACUCGAGCGGGCGACGCGCGACACGGCAACAGGUGACGACCGGAAGCCGACUGGAGCACCCUCGAAACGACCAGAACCACCGAGUACAGGCGUCGCGGCGCCGAUCCACGCGUCGAUCAACCGCGUAGAAGAAGAUUCUUCUAUCUCUCUGUUUCUGUCGGUGAAACGAGCAUUCUUUCGAGGAUAAAUUUUCGUCGGAGAAGGAUCGAGGAAGAGGCCGAGGUUGAAUAGAGGUGACGGAAGAAUCGAGGAGGGAAAAUGAGCGUCGAGGACGCCAUCAACUAUAAGCCCAGCGAGGAGGAGGAUUACUAUGCUCUCCUCUCGUGCGACGAGUCGUCCACGGUGGAACAAAUCACGGCGGAGUACAAGGUGCUCGCUCUUCAGUUUCAUCCGGACAAGCACGGAGGGGACAAGGAGGCAGAGCGGAAGUUCCAACAACUCAAGCACGCGAAAGAGGUUCUCUGCGACCCUGAACGAAGGAGCAACUACGACAAAUGGAGGCGUAGCGGGAUCGCCAUCAGCUACAAGCAAUGGCUCGGAAUGAAGGAACACGUACACCAGUCGAUGCACUGGAGCACACCGAAGACGAAGGAUCGCAUGCUGCCGGACGUAGGAGGCGAGGCUGCAGGUUCUCCAGGUCACACCGCGAAGGUGCAACCGGCGAACCCUCACAGAAGAGCCUCGGAGGGUGGCGCGAACAUCUAUUACGGCGCUCGCCGUGAUUUAGGCUGGGAUUCCGAGGCACCGAGCGAGGUGGUCAACAAGUUCCGCAAUUACGAGAUCUAAACACGCAGCUUCAACCGCGCCAUUAUGGAUCGUCGUCGUCUGGACCAACGGUCGCUCUUGUGUGUGUGUCCAACCCUUUUUUCGAGUAUAUCUGAACGGGGCGAAGCCGACGAACCAGCGUUAACCACGUAUUCGUUACGAUAACACCGUCUCAACGUAAAUUUACCGUUCACCAUUGUCCA